CCCUUACUCCCCAACCCUUCAAUGACGGACAGAAUGGCGAACAUCGAGGUUUUGUAAAUGUUUGAUCGCGUUAGCAAUAUUACUCAAUUACUUUCGAUUUCUGACUGGAAUUAUGACAAUAUAAAACCGGGCUUCACGAUGAAUUUCACGCCGUUCGGUGGCCACUUCCCCACAACCAUUCCCACGAUUCACCAAUUCGCGGCGAAGUUUUCUCAGGAAAACAAUUCCACGGCCCUGUGCCCAACUCAGGAGAACAACAGCAAUAGAUACACAGCCAAUGGGGUGCCCUCGUUCACGCAACAUCACCCCCCGACUCAGCAACAAAUGAUCAACACCACCAAAUAUCAACCUAAUUAUAUGAACCAAACGAUCUACCACCAAAACAACGUGCGUCAGGAGAAACGACAGGGUUACGAGCACCAGGAGCUGGCUCAGGAAUUAUGUGCCGCUAUGCUAAACAAUCCACAAGCAGACAAGCCAGAUAAAAACAAACAGGAGCCUCAGGAGAACAACCGCCAGCCGCACCAGCAGCUCCAACCAAACCAGCAACAACCGGCGACUUCGAUGCCCUCAAGCUGGCAGUCGUUGGCGACUCCUGGCUCAACCGUGGCCGACUACCUGUCCCACCUGCCGGCCUCCACGCUGCCUUUAAGCCUCCACCACUUCCUCAAAUACUCCGCCGAAACAAUCAAGAAAGAAAGUGCCCAGCAACCGGACCCCAACCCCGCCAUCCUGCCCCCGCAGCCGGCCGCCAACUUGCCCCCGGCCCCUGCCCAGCCCCCAAAGAAGAAAAAGAAGAAAAAGCCCGAGAAGGAGAAAAAGCCGCGCCCCAAACCCGGCGAGAUCCGGCUGACGACGGCCCUGGACGGCUCGACGCUCUACUGCUGCCCCGAGUGCCACAUGGCGUACCCCGAGAAGGAGCUCCUGGAGCAGCACCUGGUGGGGCACACGCUGGAGCGCCGCUUCGUCUGCGACAUCUGCGGCGCCGGCCUGAAGCGCAAGGACCACCUGACCCGGCACAAGCAGUCGCACAACCCGGAGCGGCCCUACGUCUGCACCGUGUGCCUGAAGGCCUUCAAGCGCAAGGAGCAGUUGACGCUGCACUUCGUCAUCCACUCGGGGGAGAAGCGCCACAUCUGCACCGAGUGCGGGAAGGGCUUCUACCGCAAGGACCACCUGCGGAAGCACACGCGCUCGCACAUCGCGCGGAGAGUUAAGGCUGAGCUCUCGCAGCAAGGCAACUCGCAGGCGCUCCAGCUGCAGAUGGCGGCGCCGGCGACGAGCAACUCGGUCAGUCAAGGUAUACUCUCGUAAUCAUCUGCUUUCGGUUCGGAAAGUUUAAGAUAUCCAGGAAUUUUGGCGUUUAUUGGCUGUGAAAAUUAACAAUAAAUUAACGGGAGGGUCGAGUCGUUGGAAUCAAAAUUUGAGCGGUUGUUGGGUAUUUUAAACUUUGGUAUAUACAGAGUGGUACUAGUCAUUCCAUUGGUUCUUUUCUGUCAAAACACUACCUCAUGUGCUUGUUUAUUGUGAUAAAAUUGCGACUCUGUAUAUAUGGCGUUGUUUUACCAAAUUUGCUUUAAAGGAUAGUACAAAAAGAGAUUGUUAUUUGUUGUUUGGUUCUGUGUUUAUUUUUGUUCGGAGCGGGUCUUAUAUUUUAUAAAAAUUUGUUUACGAUUUUGGACGAAAACGAGUAUUAUUUGCCAAUGUAAUGAUAAGCAAUUGAAAGUCUGCCAUUUGUAAAUUAGAUUUUCAGGACGAGGCUUUAUAAAAUUUGCACUAUUUAGGCGUAGGAGUUAUUGUGAUUUGCAAACAUAUUGAUAUUACGUUAAAUUUGUAUAUUUCGGUACUACUAACUAAGGAACGAUGAGUAUAACAAAAAACAUAUUUUGUAAGGCAGAAAAUUUAUGAAGAGUGUUUAUAUUUAAGCAUGUAUGUAUAUGGAGAAAUAUUUGUAUGGAUUUAAUAUCUAUUUUUAAUAGUUUUAAUAACCCAAAUUUCCAAAUUGUGUUUUCCGAAAGCAAUAACAAAGCCACUCUCAGAGUAUUCCACAAUUUAUUCCGGCGUUAUCACGUAACCAUACAUUAUGUAUCUAGACUAGAAUAACUGCGUUUUUGUGAAUACAGUUGUGUUGUAUUUUUUCAAGCAAGAUACUCAGCAGAAAUAAAUAUUUUAGUAUGUAACACAACAAUAAAAAAUAGUACAAAUAUGUAUGCCAUAUAAUCUUAAGCUAAGUCAAGUACAUGUCUAUACCGAAAAGGAAAUAAGUUUAUUAGUGAUUAGUUACAGAAAGAAUUUACACUUUUCCAAAUUCAACUUGGGACAAUCUGGUUUCGUUCGUUUCGGCGUUUCAAUCAAUUAGUGUUCUGUUUGAAGUGUAAAUACUUUUUUGUACUGCUUGUAGCCCAGAGCUUCCCAUGUAUUUGCUUUAUUAUGUACUGAAAAUAAAAACUUACCAUAAAA
Molecule: messenger RNA, 2460 nt
Organism: Tribolium castaneum (red flour beetle)
Lineage: Eukaryota; Metazoa; Arthropoda; Insecta; Coleoptera; Tenebrionidae
Product: zinc finger protein SNAI1
Exons: 3
Coding region: 58-1314 (418 amino acids)
Biological process (GO): regulation of transcription by RNA polymerase II
Molecular function (GO): DNA-binding transcription factor activity, RNA polymerase II-specific; RNA polymerase II cis-regulatory region sequence-specific DNA binding
Source: RefSeq, a predicted model, not a curated record